Molecule: messenger RNA, 3227 nt
Organism: Mya arenaria
Lineage: Eukaryota; Metazoa; Mollusca; Bivalvia; Myida; Myidae
Product: E3 ubiquitin-protein ligase TRIM39-like
Exons: 12
Coding region: 296-1672 (458 amino acids)
Molecular function (GO): metal ion binding
Source: RefSeq, a predicted model, not a curated record
UUGUACAUGCGUCUGUAUUACAUCGGAUUAAUAUAAUAUGGGCGGUUUACAAUGUUAAAAAUCUGAGCAUUUAUAUACGUACGCUGCAAGUAGAUCGCGUAGUAAUUUGGAUUUAGCAGCUAAACUUAAUGACUUUAUUAUUGGGUAUCUUAAUUAUCAAAUAAAAUUCGGUAUCCUUCAUAAGAACCAUCGUGUUUAACAGUUAUUCAUCCUUUUUUGGUAUAUAAAAACCACUGUAUUAAUUGUGGUAAAUCUUAUUCGGGAGUAAGAGUACAUCUUCAAUCAUUAAGAAGAAAUGGCAGCGGUUGAACAAGCUCAACAUGGAGCCCGACAGAGAACAUUCAACCAGCCGCCCGUGCCUCCCGUUCAACAGACACCAGCUAGGGCAGCCGGUAACAGGCGAACGAGCUCAGAGUACUCCGACCACGUUAACUGCUCAAUUUGCAUGAAUCAAAUCUCAAGGGCUGUAAUCAGUACAUGUGGACAUCGCUUCUGCAAAGGUUGUAUAGAAGGCUGGCUAGAUAGGAGAAAACACUCUUGCCCGGUCUGUAGAGGAGGUCUGAGCACUUCAAGACUUAUUGCUGACCCAGCAUUUGAUGACGUUAUAGCAAUCCUAGAACGACUGUCCACGCAAAUACAAGUACAGCAAAUUGAUGCCAGUAUGCAACCCAGCAUGCAUUCCAGUCAGGAAGCAGAACGUAUUAUAAGCGAGCUCUCACAAGUACGACAGGACGCGAAUGUAACGUUGGGCAGUUUCCAACAAAAAGUCUCAGAGUUGGGUGUGUAUGUCGGAGACUAUACGAGAAACCACGAGGAACUUCAGCGUCUCAGGGUCACCGUUCCCGAACAAGAGAGAAAAAUACAGGAGCUGGAACAAACCAGGGACAGGCUUGUCGCUGAAGGUGACACGGCAAGAACAGAGAUCGGGCGCCUCCAUGGAGAGGUCCAAAGGUUGCAUAAGUUCGAGGCUUUGUACAAGGAGAAGGAAAUUGAAGCAGUCAAACUCAAAAAGGAACUUAAAACACUCGCAGAUAAAUGUGUGAAGCAACAAACGGACUUGAACACGUUCAGGAAAGCUUGUGAAGAUAGACAGAAGUCACUUAAAGAAAAAGUGGAGGAAAUUGACAAUUACAAAGUACAACUUGGCCAGAAGUUGAACGAGCUCGGCGAGUGUCGGACGAACCUCGAAAACUACGUAGCACAGUGCGAGUUGCAGGCGAACGUCAUCCAGAAACUGAAUGACGACAUCAUCCCAGAGAAAGAUACCGUUAUAAGCAUUCUGAGAAAAGCCAAAAGCAACCUGGAAGCGGAGCUUCAGUGUUUUACGAAAGGGGUUACUUUGCUGAGCGACCUGAAGACACUUCCAGGAUCAAAGCUUCAUAUUGCCAUUGCCGAUCUCAAACGUUUUUACGAACAAGAGUACCGAAGACAGCCGGUGGUCUUGGCGCAUACAAAGAUGAUUCUACAGCAAAAGAUACAACAGGUGGUUGCAGAUGAGUCCUUCUUGGAACUUGGAGAAAACAUAGCGAACGCUUUGAACGCUUAUCUUGCAACGGUUGAAGAAAGUUCCAGUCUACAUGCCGACGUCAAACGACAGGCCAUAGAAAUUCAACGACUGAAAAAACAAUUACAACAUUUAAAAGAUGCUAGUAUUUUGCAGCCUGAAGAAUAAAAGACGGAGAUGGAAUGAUGUGUAAAGCGUUAAAGAAAUCAAGAUGUCAACUUAAAUUAACAGUUUUGUACAGUCUAGACGUGUAUAUACAUGUUCUUAUCAAAACUAAGUUUAUUGAAAUAUGUUUUUGUUUUCUAAUAGUUUCGACUUCAAGUUAUCGAAGUAUACGUAUAUAUGUGACUUUGAAAAUCAUGCUGAUAUAUAUGAUAUAGUUAAGCAUGUGUCAAAAUCUGUGAUAAAUUCUCCACUUACCCAUGGCUUAAGUUUAAACAUAGUUUAAACAUUAUAUAUUUUACAACGAUUGUGAAGAAAGCUAUGAAAGCUUAAACUAAGUCACUCUCGUUGGCACGAUGUUGCGCGAGAGUGUGGCCAUGUGUUGUUGGAAAAACAGGAGUACCCGGAGAAAACCCACUUGUCCGGCUUGGUGACCACUAACCAAACUCACAUUCGCCCAGGCCGGGAAUUGAACCCAGGUCGCAUUGGUGAGAAGCGAGUGCGGUAACCGGACAACCAAAGAGCUACCAAUGGCUUAAAACUCGGAAACCAAAGAUGUAGCUCCACGAAGAUUUCAUUUCCAGCUCCGCAAAUUGGCAAACGAUUAUAACAAAUAGUUUAAAUGCUUAAAAUCUAUGAAAUAAUCAAAUGCUUAGUAAAAGACUUUGUAAUAAAAAGUGCAUAUAUUUAAUUAUGUGAUCUAUUUCUACACAAAACUUGAUAAAAAAAGGUGAAAAUGGGGAUUUUUUUUUCACUUUUUGCCGUAUUUUAUGAGUUUAAUGAAAAAAAUGAAUGUGGUCAAAUAUCUUUCCAUAAAAAAGGAAGGCUGCGGCAAUCCGAAAAUCGAAAAAAAAUCAAAAGUUUUUAAAUUCAUGAAAAAUCGCAAAAAAAGCCCCUUUUUAUCCAAUUGGUUUCAAUGUUUUUCUUUUUUGUUCUAUAAAUAACUAUUAAUAUAAACCACAUUAUUCAAGCAACUUUAAGAACUUGAGUUUAUUUUUCGGUUAAGUCCUUAAAAACAGAUGUGGUAACAAGACUAGACUUGUUUUAUAAAUUAUUGAAACAUCUUAUAUAUUAAUGACUCGCGCUUGCUUGUGUUUGGUUGAUUCGCUGCCCAAUAAAUGGAAAAACCACACCUCUGUACAUAUCUGCUUCCGAAUUUGCUACAAGUAAUUUUAAACCCGAUUGGUUAACUAAGCUUCAAAACAUGUUAAAUGUAAUUUUAUUUCACCAUAAUGAUAGCAUGAUUAUGAACUAAUUGCUUUAUUUUUUUGUAGAUAGUGUUUUUCAUAUGUUUGUAUAUAUUGUAUAUGAUUGGUUUCAAAAUGUUAACAUUUAAAUCAAACUAGGCUGGAAAUAAAAUGUAUUUCCAUUUUUGUUUUAAAUAUUGGAAACAAGAAAUCUGCGGACCAGUCUCUUUAAAAUGAUUAGUAUUAUAUUUUCUCCACUCACCGUCUUUCUCCUUUGGUAUAUCUGUGCGGUUGUUAUGGGUAUGAGUUGUUGAUUUUGUAGUUGUUGUUUUUUAUAGAUUUCUAUUUUCUGAACCUUUUUAAUAAAAAGCUUG